AUGCAACCAGUCGGCAGAAAUUGGCAUCCUAAGCUCGGAAGCAGUCUAAAAACGGAUGCACAGCCGAAACCGACAGCGUUCAAGCAACUGAGCUCAAGUCUGACAUGUUUGCAGAAAGAACAAGGAAAAUAAAAGUUUUUUGCAGGUUACCAACAAUUUUCAGCCGGAUCCCUUCAGGACAGACCAGUAAAGGUUAGAAAAUGUCCGAAUAGCUUACACCAUUAAUGAUUAGUAGUUGUUGUGAACAGUUUUCAGUAGUUAGUUGCGAGAAAUAAACCAAUUUUCGCUCUUUUUUCUUCAAACUCUGAUAACACGUGACCGUUGUUUCAGAGACGUCAAAAGCCUCACGGAAUCACCGGAAUGUUCGCAGCCGCCAAGAGCUCCCUCCCGACCUGCUCCAGCUACACUUUUCCGGUAAGAAACAUGAAAAAGCCCAACACAACUCUCUGAUUUUUCAGAAAUUCGAUCAAAACCGCGAAGACGAUGCUCCGGCGCCGAUAAAAAUUACUAAAUUUUCAAAUUUCCCGCGCCAAGGUGCUCGCGCUCAAAAUGGAUGGGAUUUCAGUGACAUUUCAGAUGGAAGAGGUGAAAAUUCUUCGAAUUUCAAAUAAAAAGUUAGAGUUUCAGAUAAGUUUCAGCAGCAGCCGACAAUUGAGUCCACUCGGAGGCCCAGUGUCCCCGAGGUCCAAAGGUACAAUUCGGAUGAUGAAAAACAGGGAAUACCGACAAUUUCUGCAGGUUUUUCUCGAUUUUUCCGCUCAAAGCAUAUCUUCUACUUCACAGAAAAUCCUCCAAAAAGACCGAUUUUGCCGUGGCUUCGAAAGUUGGACUCGCAAGAGGAAACUGAGCAAACGCCGAGGGAAAUCGAGAAAAAACCACUGGGAUUUGAGAAAUCAAUAGAGAGAUUUUCAAAAAGAUUCGAUAAGAAAAAGCUUUUGCCGCGAAUUCCGCUCCAGAAUCACACAAAAACGACGAUGGGAACGGUUGAGAGGGCGGUGGUGGCGGUCGCGUUGGCCCGUUUGGUUCGGCCCGCAAAAAAGUAGAAAGUUCUGGAAUUUCAGUGUUUUAGGACUCGGGAGAGCCGCCGAAAGCGUUUCCGGUGUACGAAUUGCUGCUAGAACGCUCCGAUUGGCUCAUGUUCAACGAAGAAAUGAACGACGAGGAGGACUAUCCGCCCGAUGAUCCGUUCUUUUCGAGAGAAGACAUUUCCAGGUGGUCCUUUAGAAAUGUUUGGAAUUUCCUGAUUUUUUCAGUGAUGUUGAGGAAUACGAACAGGAAAUGGAGCUGACGAACAUUCCGACGUACGAGAGACCGAAGGAUCCGCGGGAAAAAGAAGAGAAGGAGCAGGACUUGGACGUCUUCAAAGAUCUUGCGGAAAGGGACCAAUCGGACAGUCAAGAGGACUUUGUAAGCCACUUUAUACAGAGUUACUGAUAAAUUAUAAGAUUUUUACAGUUUGACAACGUCUUUUCGCCAAGAACACCCGACAAAUCUCCAGAAUUCCCGACUUUUUCGCAGUAUUGCGCCAAACUGAACGCUCGGAAACGGACGACUCCUUCCGAAGACUUUCCAUUGCCAUACGGCCCGAGCACCUCCAAUUACAACCCAUUCGAGUACAUUUUCAGCACAUCUCCACAAAAAUAACGUCAAUUUACUUGCAGCGAAUCGCCGUCACCAAAGAAUUCGAAUUCUUCAUCGAAAUUCUCGUUUGGUUAA
Messenger RNA from Caenorhabditis sp. 36 PRJEB53466, 1716 nucleotides. The record is from the annotation of a GenBank genome assembly. NCBI's taxonomy places the organism in Eukaryota, Metazoa, Nematoda, Chromadorea, Rhabditida, Rhabditidae.